This is a messenger RNA of Miscanthus lutarioriparius, 1002 nucleotides long. The record is from the annotation of a GenBank genome assembly. Lineage: Eukaryota; Viridiplantae; Streptophyta; Magnoliopsida; Poales; Poaceae.
AUGGAGCAGCACCCCACUUGCGCCCCGCCACCUGCGCCGGCGCCGGCGCAGGCGACCGUGCCCGUGGCUUGGGCCGUCGUCCCGGUGGACUUCAAGGUCGUCAAGAAGGGACCCGAGAUGGCGAUGCACGACGCGACCUGCCGCCUCGCCUUCCGCGUCGCGGGCAGCGCCGGCGGGGCCACGACGCUCCAGGAUGACGCUGGAGGUGUCCUGGUCGCCGUCAGGAGCAGCGGCCAGGGCGAGUGGCAAGCAUUCAGUGGAAAUAGUUUGGAGCAGACUCACAUCAUUUUCACUGCAAAAGUUAUAUCUGCUUCUUCAAGUCGAAAGGAGGUACAUGUGUUCAUCUCACCAAGAAGCACCGUUGAAGAUUCAAAACCAAGCUACAGGCUCAUAGGAAGUACAUUCCGAAGAGCGUGCACAAUAAUAAAGGGGGACUCCAUCGUUGCUCAGACAAAUCUCUUGUACAAACUCAAGAAGACUAUCUAUUCACGGCAUGCGUGUGAUAAUGUGCAGCAAGGCCGCCAUUUGACCGUGGCCAGUUCAAUGCAUGCAUUGGCAUUGUUUCAAGGUUUCAUUAAAAAUCAAGAAAAUAUCAGCAGACGUAAAAGUUACAGCCCUGCUGCUGCUGCUGCAGGGGAUGCGGAAGCAGCAGACGCAGCUGACUUUUGCAACUUGGACAACGAUUGCAUAAGCUCACACGCACAAAUCUUGCUCUCUUGUUCUGGUUGGGAAAGGAAUGUAGGCAAGGCAGAUCCCGCAAAGUCAUCGCACGACAGAGAAGGCGCGGAAAUAGGCACCCAAGCAAUCAUGGCCUCCAAGGAGGCAAACCAUUCUGUUUCUGGAGCCUUCACGACAAUCCGGCCUGAAGAAGGACCUGCAGUGCAAUUUCAGCACAUGGUUCAGCUUGCUCUCGGACAUAGUUUUUGCUGCCUUCAAACUUUGACGACCACCGUUGAUCCCUAUCCAGCUAUAUCUUCAUUUGGGUAUUUGGGUUGGAGCUGA